Coniosporium apollinis CBS 100218 is the source of this 840-nucleotide messenger RNA. RefSeq lists its product as uncharacterized. The coding region runs from base 1 to 840 and encodes 279 amino acids. The record is from RefSeq and is a predicted model, not a curated record. NCBI's taxonomy places the organism in Eukaryota, Fungi, Ascomycota, Dothideomycetes. Gene Ontology annotation, molecular function: nucleoside triphosphate diphosphatase activity. The transcript has a single exon.
AUGGCCGAUACCAAGACACCCAUGGAUCCUCCGCCCUCCUAUGAUUCCACCACCCAGCCCGCCCCCGUAGCAAUGGGCGCGCCCGCCCCUCCACGCACGCCCGUCCCCCGCGCACCGCUCCCCCUCGACCUCCCAGCCCUAAACAUCCUCCGCGGCAAACGCGUAAUCCUCGCCUCCAGCUCUCCGCGUCGAAAACAGAUCCUCGCCCACCUCGGCCUCACAAACCUCGCCAUCAUCCCCUCGAGCUUUGCGGAGAACCUCCCCAAGUCCCUUACGCCGUUCGAAUACGUGCUGCAGACCGCGACGCAGAAGGCGCUGGCCGUCUAUGCGAAAGAGAUAGAUAACUCCUCGGGCGGUCAGGAGCCGGCGCUCAUUAUAGCUGCUGAUACUAUCGUCGUCAGCCACCUGGGGGACAUCCUUGAGAAGCCGCGCAGUGAGAAGGAGCAUAUCGCGAUGCUGAAACUGUUGCGGGACGGUGGGGUACACAAAGUAUUCACCGCCGUGGCGGUUAUGGCGCCCUUGGAGAGCGCCAAGGAUCCCGGCUAUGCACUCGAGACGUGUGUUGAGGAGACGUCGGUGAGAUUCGACGCGGCCGUGACGGACGAUUUGAUCUUGUCGUAUGUGAAGACGCGAGAGGGGGCGGACAAGGCGGGCGGGUACGGGAUCCAGGGGAUGGGAAGCAUACUGGUGGAGCGGAUUGAGGGGACAUUUGAUAAUGUGGUGGGGUUGCCGCUGAGGGCGACAUUGCAGCUUAUCGAGAAGGUUGUGGUGCAGGCGGGGGAGAAUGAAGGAGAAGAGGAUCUGUUAAAGGGGUAUGGAGAUGAAGACGAGGAAGUAUGA